AUGGAUCUGUCAGACAAUAUGGAACAGAAUAAAGGAACUUCUUUUAAGGAUUCAAUUUUACUUCUUGAUUUUGAUCUAAAGGAGCUAGGCUCACAAAUGUCAGUUCAGGAAUAUCUGGAUAAGCAUUUGCUUUCUCGUAAAAUUGAAGAUGUUGUAAAUGCCGCUGUUAGAGCUAAGGCUCCAGACCCUGUAUUGUUCAUCUCGAAUCAUACGAGGAAAGCAGUCUGUUGUGUGAUCACGAAGAUUAAAGCUAGGCAAAUCCUCGAUAGCAAAGGGGUUCCCACUGUAGAAGUCGACCUUUACACGAAUAAAGGGAUGUUUAGAGUUGUAGCUCCGAGCGGAACUUCUUCUGGAAUAUUCUUAUCUACAUAUGCUAAUCUCACGUAUGAGGCUCUUGAGUUACGUGAUGGUGACAAUGGGAAAUAUCUUGGAAAAGGUGUUAGCAGAGCUGGUCAACUUGGCGUAAAUGCUAUACUAGCCGUUUCAAUUGCUGCUUGUAAAGCUGGUGCCGCCGAGAAGGAGGUUCCACUUUACAAGCACAUAACAGAUCUCUCUGGUAAAACCAACCUCGUUCUUCCUGUCCCUGCCUUCACAGUUAUUAGUGGUGGAAAACACGCGGGAAAUAAUUUUUCCAUCCAAGAAAUCAUGAUUCUCCCUGUUGGUGCAAACUCAUUUGAAGAGGCAGUGCAAAUGGGCUCCGAGACAUAUCAUUAUCUGAAGAUAAUUCUAAUCCAAUCUCAAUCAGAGCAGGCUAUUAUCAUCGAAAAGUACGGAAGAAAUGGAUGCAAUGUCGGUGAAGAUGGUGGAUUUUCUCCAAAUAUCUCAAGUUUCACUGAAGGCUUGGAUCUCGUCAAGCAGGAAAUUGACAGAGCAGGUUAUAGUGAGCGAAUUAAGAUAGCCAUGGAUGUUGCGGCUACUGAUUUUUGCAUAGGUACAAAGUAUGAUUUAGACUACAAAUCUCCCAAUAAAUCGGGGCAGAAUUUCAAGACAGCAGAAGAUAUGGCCGAGCUGUAUACAGAACUCUGCAAAGUUUACCCAAUUGUGUCUAUUGAGGAUCCGUUUGACAAGGAUGACUGGGAACAUACAAAGUUAUUUACAAGCCUUGGGAUCUGCCAGGUUGCUGGAGAUGACUUGUUGAUGUCAAACCCGAAACGUACUGAGAAAGCAAUAGAUGAAUUCACUUGCAAUGCACUCGUUUUGAAGAAAGAUGAAGAACUGGACGAGUCACAUGUACAACAACAAAGUAGACACAUCGUCAUACAAGACCCGGGAAAGUGA
This is a messenger RNA of Papaver somniferum (opium poppy), 1278 nucleotides long. RefSeq names its product cytosolic enolase 3-like. The coding region runs from base 1 to 1278 and encodes 425 amino acids. Gene Ontology annotation, biological process: glycolytic process. Gene Ontology annotation, molecular function: magnesium ion binding; phosphopyruvate hydratase activity. The record is from RefSeq and is a predicted model, not a curated record. Gene Ontology annotation, cellular component: phosphopyruvate hydratase complex. The transcript has 13 exons. Lineage: Eukaryota; Viridiplantae; Streptophyta; Magnoliopsida; Ranunculales; Papaveraceae.